UGCUGUUGAUACUGUAGUUUGUAGUCACCAAGACUCACAACUGAAUAUAGCUGCGCUCGCGCACCGUCCCGAAACAGUUUUUUAGGAUUCCAACCCCAUUACUUCAUGACUUCAACAUCUGUGUAAAAAGAUAACUUCUAUUUUUUUAUUUUUUAAAUUUUUUUUUUAUAACAAGACAACAACGAGAUGGAACUUAAUUCUCUUUUAAUUCUGCUGGAGGCUGCAGAGUACUUGGAAAGAAGAGACAGAGAGGCAGAACACGGUUACGCGUCCGUUUUACCGUACAGGAGCGACUUUUCCACUAAGAAAACGAAAGCCUCGGCAAUCUCCAGAAAGCCUCUGAACAAUCGAUCGUCGCACAACGAGCUGGAGAAACACAGACGUGCCAAACUUCGACUGUACUUGGAGCAGUUGAAGAAGCUGGUGCCUUUGGGUCCAGACAGCACCAGGCACACCACACUGAGCUUGCUGAAAAGGGCCAAGAUGCACAUCAAGAAGCUGGAGGAGCAAGACAAGAAGGCUUUAAACACCAAGGAGCAGCUGCAAAGAGAGCACCGCUACCUCAAACGCCGCCUGGAGCAGCUCUCGGUCUCCGGAUCCGUGGAGCGCAUCCGCACCGACAGCCUGGGCUCCACCAUCUCCACCGACUCCGAGCAAGAGGUGGACAUCGAGGGCAUAGAGUUCACUCCCGUGGAGGCGGACAGCGUGGACAGCAUCAGCGACGUAGAGGAGGAGGAGGAGGAUGAGGAAGAGGAGGAGGAGGAGGAGGACCACUACAGCCUCCAGAGCAGCUCCAGCGACACCAGCUACACAGCCACACAUUCCCACAGACUGCAGCCGCACCACUGCUAGACGCCGCGGGGCCCUCCGCCCUCAGACCGGCUUCCGCGCUCCCCUCAGCUUCGCCUUCUCCCGCCGCCGCCCGCCACUUACACCGGACCGGGCCACGGUGGUGCUGCACCCUGAACAUGUCCCUUUUGCCCGCCCCCGGCUCUCCAGGAAGUAGAUGGGGCUGAAAUGCCACUCAAGCCUUCCUGUGACUCCCUCCGCCCCGACCACUGACCCUACCUCACCUACUGUAUCCUGCCUGAACACGCCCCUCCAGACACGCCCCGCCCUCCCGCCGCCCUCACAGCCCCUCGACUUAGUGUCUCCACAGGCUCAUAGAAGGAAGUUUGUGGGUUUUUUUUAUGUGGACUUCUGUGGUGCGAUGGACAUCUUUGACUUGUUAAUCAGGAAUUGUGCGUGCAUGUGUGUGUGUGUGUGUGUGUGUGUGUGUGUGUGUGUGUGUGUGUGUGUGUGUGUGUGUGUGUGUGUGUGUGUGUAUAUGCAAGAGAGAAAGAACAAGCGGGGGAGUUAGAGAGGUUGAAAACAAAAGCUUAGUGUCUGUUCUCCCUGAGGCGGUAAUACGCAGGCGAGGCUUUCAUCGAGUAAAAGGUAAAGCAUUAAAAGUUAUGUACAUCGCACAUUAUCUUCCCUUCACACAAUAAGAUUUACAAGGGUAGCUAUUGUAGAAAAAACAAAUGACAGCGAGAAAAAUGGACUAUUUAAGGAAUAUUGACAUUUGAGGAAAUAAUACUUCUGAGCCCGGGUCGUUUCCCGCCUGGAUGCUCUAACCGACCUGGCUGAAGCUUCACGUUUAACAGUUGGGAGGGAAAUCGAUCUUCUCAUCCAACUCUCUCAAAAUGUCAGACCCUUAUUUAACAUCUUUCCACUUUUUUUUUAGGAUGUGCGUCUGCACACGGAGUCCCGUCUUCAUUACCAAAUGUGAAACAGAAAAAGUUACAGAGCAGCAGCAGACAGGAGAGAAUGUAUAUAGAUGUACAGUUACUGUCCAAACCCUCACGUUUCCCUCUGGUUGGGUCGCCUAACCACUACUCCACACUACUGACCACUACACUAUACCACCCUAUGGUGUGGAUGGACUACUAUGUCAAUUAAAAAAAAAAAAGGAGUUGCCUCAUAACUAAAAACUAUUCCUUAAAGAUUUUCUCUCUCAGUAGCGAAUUGAUGUAGCAAUAAAUACGAGAGGCGGGUGCUUCCUCGGAGGGUUUAGAUGAUUCCGGUGGACCAUGAGGUUUCGAGGGAGACCUUUUCUUGUACCUUCUUUUCUCUUUCACUAAUGGAUCCUUCUCUUCGCUCGCUAGGCCGUCAAUCAAACCAGAGUUUGCAGUCCUCUACGGCUUUGUUACUAUUCAAGCAGUAUUUGUGUGUGUGUUUGGAUUUUUGUUCUGAUUAGCAAGUCAUAGAUGUAAAGGUGAAGAAAAAUGUAUUUAAAAAAAAGAAAAGAAAAAAAAAGGCCAGCUCUAAUGAUGUGUAGAGGCGUUCGUUUUAGCUAAUUUAGCAAACUAAUCACAUUCAGUUCAACUUUUAAUUUCUAUAACCAGGUCAAUAAUCUUAUUUUCUCUCUGCUAUCUGUUAUUAACUUCUGGAGCUUCGGAGCAGUGCUGAAGUUCGCUGUAGAUGAAAUCUUUUCCUCUAAUUUGUCUUUAACUUAUACGCAAUGAUCACUAUUGACGGAGGAGUUGCUUCUGUCGCUCUCUGACUGUUUAAUAAUCAUUAGGCCUCCAGUUUCGGGCUUUAGAGCUUGGCGUUCCAACACUUAAAAAAUAAAAUAAAAAAAGGGCCAGUCUACCAUGGCAGGUCUGACCAAAAAAAAUUCAAACGACAAAAGACUCAAGGACACAAAAAACAAAACAAGCUACCAGUGUAAUCUAUAUUUCUUAUUCAAUUUUGUAUUAUAUUUUCCUAAACGUUCUCUUGUAACAAAAAGGACAAAAACAGCGAGUAUAUCUAUCUAUGUAUAAAUAUAAAUCUAUAUAAAUAUAUGAGAGACAGACAGACAUGAGGUCAGAGAGUGGGGGCGGGGGAACACUGUCCCCUCCCCCUUUUGGGUGACUCUCCUGCUGUCAUUCUGUGCCUUGGUGAGCCUAUGACCCUCCCAUCCUCCCACCUCCUCGCCCCCUGGCCCUACUCAGGUCACACUCCCCCCCCCCUCCUCCCCCUCCUGAUCGCAUCCUCCCUCCUCUCCUGAAAGCUUUGAUUUCCCACCCUCACCGUGCCAAAACAUUUCCGCCAGCGAGGGGCGCACCGAGAGAAGACUUCAUGAUGAAAUACAUUUGGCAGAAAAAGAAAAGGCCCCCUUUUGGUCUCCACUGAGCAGCACCCUGUCCAGCACCACCCCCCCCCCUCCACGCCCGGCCGUCACAGAAAAGCAAAAGAAACCGCACACUGGUAAACUCCCAUGGCAGCUUCCAGUCGCCCCCCGAAUGGUCACCGAUGGGGCUCUAAACCUUCUGGGCUUGAAGCGUGUUGAUCUUUUUUUUUAAUUGUUUGUCACUUGACUUGUUAUUGUUAUGUUGACUAUGUGUUUGUUCAAUGGCGUCACUGGGAUCGGAGCGAUAAAAGAAUAAUCCAAUCAAAUGGCAGCUUACAGGUGUAAUCCUCCGCGCUCCCAGUGGUCCGUCCCAAAAAUAGUGUUCCCCCCCCCCCCCCCAUUGACCAGAGAACCUCUCGACACACAGCAAUAUGACCAUCUCGUGCUUUCCGAGGGAGGCUAGGCGGGCAGGGUGGGAAAACCAAGCGGGUGGUUUUACUUUUUACUCUUUGGUGACCUCCUAUCGGCACUCUCUCCCCACACUGCAGGAGGACAAAGAAAACGCUGUUUUCUAUUCUAGAGUUUACAUCAAUGUCAAUGGAUUUGUACGUGACUGUAUAAAAAACGUCCUUUCUUAGUUUGUCGGACGAAAGGAACGACAUGGCAAACCAGAUUAAUGGCAUGAAGGUGUUCCCUUGCACAGAACCUCCUGGCGGAAUAGAGACGCAGCGAAACGCGAGGGGGGGGGGGGGGGGGCCGAUAUGAAAUUAUUAAAAUAUUCACUGUCGUCGUGGAAGAAUGGACUUGGAACAGACUUGUAAUGGCUUUCGGCAGCUGAAUGAACGCGGUAACAUUUGGUUGGUUAACACAUCAAAGUCCCAUCGAGAUUAAAGUGUAAAACAAGAGAUCAUCAGAACCUCCACAGACAAGAUUUGAGAUUCGCUUUUUAUGUUGCGGUUGCGCAGAGAUUUGCUUUGGUGCGUUGGGUGCUGGAAGAGUGCAGAAGCACAGUUUGAUGUUCGGGGGAAGGUCAGCAGACAGACAGAGAUGAAAUCGGUGUGAAGAACAAACCGGUCUGCUCACUCAGAUGAAAUCAGAAACAAAAGGAGACCUUUUCCGAGGCUUGCUGAGUACCGGUGAUUAUGUAGAAGCCAACGCAAUGACUCCCAUUAAAUAUUAUUCCUGCCAAAUAGUCACUUUUAAACCUUCUAUGCUGGAUUUUAUGACUCCGGACAAGUAGCUUUAACUACCAGUAUGCUUUAGGUCAGCGUCCCGCUUUCUGAACCUGCAGGCUUUGUGUGUUUCCUCCUUAUUUUGCAUCUCCACAGUCAAAUGGGUGUCGUGCAGAGUUUGUGUUGGCCGACGUACUGUGCAGACCGGGGAGAGUUCUGUGCCAGAGUCCUGUGAAAACGUUCCUUUUUAGCAGAUGUGUAAUAUGCAUUCAGAAAAUGUUAUACAGGUUCCUUUUUUUUGUUGUUUUGUGUGAGUGUACGCACAUGGCGACCUGGUGCUGGCUUACACUUUAGCAGACACUUUGAAAGGUAUUGUGUAUUCUCAUUGUAAUAUAAUUAAAAUGUUUUAUACAUAAA
Gasterosteus aculeatus aculeatus (three-spined stickleback) is the source of this 4686-nucleotide messenger RNA. It is a transcript of the gene mxd4, whose product is annotated as MAX dimerization protein 4. Gene Ontology annotation, molecular function: protein dimerization activity; DNA-binding transcription factor activity, RNA polymerase II-specific; RNA polymerase II cis-regulatory region sequence-specific DNA binding. Gene Ontology annotation, biological process: regulation of transcription by RNA polymerase II. Lineage: Eukaryota; Metazoa; Chordata; Actinopteri; Perciformes; Gasterosteidae. The record is from RefSeq and is a predicted model, not a curated record.